This is a messenger RNA of Eremothecium cymbalariae DBVPG#7215, 699 nucleotides long. RefSeq names its product ESCRT-II subunit protein SNF8 (gene SNF8). Lineage: Eukaryota; Fungi; Ascomycota; Saccharomycetes; Saccharomycetales; Saccharomycetaceae. Gene Ontology annotation, cellular component: ESCRT II complex. The coding region runs from base 1 to 699 and encodes 232 amino acids. Gene Ontology annotation, biological process: protein transport to vacuole involved in ubiquitin-dependent protein catabolic process via the multivesicular body sorting pathway. The record is from RefSeq and is a predicted model, not a curated record. The transcript has a single exon.
AUGAAGAGGUACGGUGUUGCAGCACUUGAUGAAAGUGACCAUGGCUAUAAGACUGCUGGUGCAAAUCUUGGGAGACAGGGCCAAGAAUUGAAAGAUCAAUUAAGUGUUUUUCAAGAACGACUUGUAAAGUUUGCAAAGGACCAUAAUAAGGAGUUGCGCGCGAAUCCUGACUUUAGGGCUAAAUUUAUGAAAAUGUGUUCUACUAUUGGUAUUGAUCCAUUAUCAUUGUUUGAUAAAGAUAAACACUUAUUUCACGUAAACGACUUUUAUUAUGAAAUUUGUGUGAAGGUAAUUGAAAUAUGUAGGAAGACUAAGGAUUUAAACGGUGGUGUUAUCUCUUUUAAUGACCUAUAUAAAGGAUACUUUAAAAUGACUAAAGUACAAAUGAAUGAUCUCGAAAAGUCAAUAGAAAUGCUUGGCAGUUUAGAAGGGGGAUUUGAAUCCUUUUCUAUAAGGGGUAAAAAAUAUCUACGAAGUGUUCCUAAUGAGCUUACAGGAGAUCAGGCAAAAAUCCUUGAGAUAUGCACUAUCUUAGGGCAUGCUAGUAUAUCACUACUGAGAGCUAACCUAGAGUGGAAGAGUGUUAGAAGUAAAGCUGUCCUUGAAAAGAUGGUUGCUAACGGUCUUUUGUGGGUUGAUGACCAAGCUGAUGGAGAUACUUUAUAUUGGGACCCAUCAUGGAUAUUACACGAAUCAUGA